AGUUGCGCUGCUUAUAAUUUAAUUUAAUCGAAUUUUAAAUACAUAGUUCUUUGUUUAAAAAGCUCCCAAAAUGAUAUUAAAAUGUUUAAUAUCAUUUGUAUUGAUAAUAACACUUGUAAAUGCCGAAAAAUAUCCUGUUGUAAUGUGGCAUGGCAUGGGAGACACUUGUUGUUUUCCCUUUAGUUUGGGUUCAAUUAAAAAGCUUUUGCAGUCCGAACUUAAUAAUACCUAUGUCAAGUCUUUGCAAAUUGGAGGCAAUGUGGUUAUGGAUUAUGAAAGCGGGUUUUUUAUACAUCCCAACAAGCAAGUGGAAUAUGCCUGCCAAGAAUUGGCCAAAGAUGAAAGACUACAAAAGGGUUAUAAUGCCAUAGGUUUCAGUCAGGGUGGACAGUUUUUGCGCGCUUUAGCCCAACGCUGUCCCUUGCCACCUAUGAAAGUUCUUAUAUCUAUGGGUGGUCAGCAUCAGGGGGUUUUUGGUUUACCCAAAUGUCCUUCGCUGAAAUCGAAAACUUGUGAAUAUAUAAGAAAGAUUUUAAAUAAAGCCGCUUAUGAUACAUGGACUCAAUUGGAAUUAGUUCAGGCUACUUACUGGCAUGAUCCUCUAAAUGAGGAAUUAUAUAAAUCACAUAGUACAUUUUUGGCAGACAUUAAUAAUGAAGUAUUUGUUAAUGGUUUGUAUGCGGAUAAUUUAAAUAAAUUGGAUAAAUUUGUGCUGGUCAAAUUUAUGAAUGACACAAUUGUACAGCCCAAAGAAUCUCAAUGGUUUGAAUUCUACAAACCGGGACAAGAUAAAGAAAUUUUGCCACUAAAGCAAAGUGCUGUCUAUGAACAGCUUGGUCUAAAUCAUAUGACCACUAAUCAAAAACUAUUGUUUCUCGAGACCGAAGGAGAUCAUUUGCAAUUUAAUAAAACGUGGUUUUUGGAAAAUAUUAUACCUUUACUAAGUCGGGAUGUAAACUAAACCAAAAUUUAUAAACUAAAUUUAUUUUUUAUACCUCAUUUCUUUAUUUAUAUGCCAAAAACAACAAUAUGCAAGACCUUUUACUAAUAAAAAUAAUGUAACAUAGAACAUUAA
Calliphora vicina (urban bluebottle blowfly) is the source of this 1075-nucleotide messenger RNA. RefSeq names its product Palmitoyl-protein thioesterase 1 (gene Ppt1). Gene Ontology annotation, biological process: protein depalmitoylation; receptor-mediated endocytosis. Gene Ontology annotation, molecular function: palmitoyl-(protein) hydrolase activity. Gene Ontology annotation, cellular component: lysosome. The record is from RefSeq and is a predicted model, not a curated record. Lineage: Eukaryota; Metazoa; Arthropoda; Insecta; Diptera; Calliphoridae. Bases 71 to 961 code for a protein of 296 amino acids. The transcript has 5 exons.